UGUCAAAUAUUUUCAAAUGUCAAAUUUUAACGGUUUUGUGUUUUCAACCAAAUUUUCUUUAGAUUAUUUUAACAAUUUUAAGCGUAUUUAUUUAAUAAUUUCGAUAAUGACCACAGCUGCUGUGAAAAACAAAUCUGCCAUAACGGUUAAGGGAUCAGCUGACAUAGUUUGUGACUAUUUAAAUUAUGGAAUUAACUCUAUCUUAUAUCAGAGGGGUUUAUACCCGCCUGAAAAUUUCAAAACUGAAGAGAAUUAUGGCUUGAAUAUACUUAUGUCCACGGACAAUAAGAUUAAAGAUUAUCUAAGUACAGUUUUGGGACAAUUAAAAGAUUGGCUAGCGAUGAGAAGAGUGAACAAAGUAGCUUUAAUUAUAACGAACGUAAAAAGUCUUGAAGUGAUGGAACGGUGGGAUUUCAAAGUUGAAUACGAAGGUGACACCGAAUUGGGAGAUGCACAAGUAUCGGAAAAACCCUUAAAACAAAUCAAAAACGAGAUUAGGGAUGUUUUGAAACAGAUCACUUCAUCAGUAACAUAUUUACCUUUGUUAGAUUGUAUUUGUAGUUUUGAUAUUCAGAUUUAUGCGAAAGAUGAUAUUGAAUUGCCCGAAGAGUGGGCUCAGGCCGAACCAGCUAAUAUUAAAAAUGCCCAAUCUGUGAAAAUGAGGUCGUUCUCUACAAAUAUACAUAAGAUGGAAACCAUUGUUACUUAUAAACUUGAAGACUGAAAUAGGUAGUAGUUUCUUAAUUUUUUUAAAUGUUAUUUUAUUAAGUUUGUUUACAGUUAGGCCAUGUUUCUUUUAAUUAUAAGUGAAAUUCUUUUUUUAUUAACUCGUUAGGGAUAGGAUAGUGCUGAAAUAAAAAACAGAAACAAAUAUAAAUUUUGAUGAUUUCUAUAUUUUUAUAUUUCAGUAAUAGUUGCGAAGCAUUUGUGUUAUAGUUCAUAACAGAUUUUGUUUUAAAAGGUAAUCAAUAAAAGUUGCAUUUACUGUGGCACCAAGUAAACAAAUUGGUUGAUAAAAAGUCUCUAUGUUGAAUGUUGUUAUAAAAACUUGCUAACAAUUUUAUUUAAUUAGGAUUUGAGUAAUAAUCACAGACAAAUUAGUAAUUUAGAUAUAAAAAACAUACUUGUAUAUGUAUUGUUAUUAGAGUUGGGGGUUGGAACUUUUUUUUUGGUGUUACAACAGCAAAAUAAAACACUAAUUCGCCACACUACACCAAAACACUUACUUUUGCACUGGAUGCGCGUUUCGCUAACCAUGUUAGCAUCAUCAGCAGACUAUUAAAUGCCAACUUUUAUUCAUUUUUCUAUAAAUAAUUUUCUUACAUGAUACAGUGAUUUUCAAAAUACUGGCAAGAUUUACAGUCAUAUAUUUCUAUAACAGAAAGACAAAAAAUCAAAAAAUAUUCAAAAUAUCUAUAUUUUCAUAGCACCAAAAAAGGGAAUUCAAGAUUUAUAGCACCUACAAUUUUAUAAUUGAAAUCAAAUUGAAAUAACUUGAAGAAUAAACCAGAUAUUAACUCAGCACUGGAAUAAAAAAAAAGUAAUUAUAAAUCUAAAAAGUCUAUAUUUUAACAUCAAAGUAUUUUCUUUAAGUAUAGUUUAAUGGACUAAUAAUACUGGCAUAUCCUUUUCUUGUAAAUAUUUAAUUCACUCGAAGCUGCAUAUUUUUAAUCAUUUAAUACUGAUUGUCCUAACAUUUCGAAUUAGAAAAACCACAUGAACAUUUUUUUUCAAAAUUUGUCUUGUCUCACUAAUUCAACUAAAUCCUUCUAUGAUUUUUUUCAUAUAUAUGGGAAUUAUCCAACUGAUAGCUCUCAAAUAUGAUUCUUUAUGAAAUAUUUAACAAUUUUUUUUUUCUUCAAAAAUUUAAAUAAAUUUAAAAAGUCAGGUUAAGUAAUCAUUUUCUUCUUUUAAUAUUUUGUGUUCUGUGCAGCCCGAGUUUAAUAAACUCUGUUAUCUUAGGAUCAAAAUUCUGAAGAGAAGAAAACGUCAUUUGUAAUUCUAACCCAACUUUUUUUGUUUACAUUUUUUUCUUGAAUUUAAAUUCUGGCAUCUCUACAAAUCUGGAAAUAUACAUCUUCAAAGUGAUAUCGGCGCACAGACAUAUGUAGCAACGAUUAUUAUAACAAUUAACAAUGUUCCUAUUACAAAUAACAAUGUAGUAAGUAGAUAAAAGCGAACGUUUUCUAAUCAUCUAUAUAACUUAUAAGGUAAAUACGACAAUCAGCUUAGAGAUUCACAGACUAAACUAAUUCAUUCAUAUAUCUAGCUGGUCGUCGUUAUCACAUUCUGCGAGUAUCUUAACAAUACAAAAUAUUUUUAGCAUAAAUUCCUAUUAAAAUGCCCCCUCCUUCAUGUUACAAUAAGUUACAAUAACUUUCUCUUUGUUAAUUUAGUCAAUAAAUAAUAUAUAAUGAGUAUUUACAUCAAUGCUAAGUCCUAAUGCAAGCAGCUUAUCUUUGGUAUAGUUUCGUUUUUCAUAAAAUAUAUAUGUUUCCAUAUAUGUCUUCUAUAGGUGUGUCCAAGACAUUGCAAGUUGUAAUUUUGUUCCUAAAAACGUAAAACCAAUAGUUAUUUAAUAAAUAUCCAAUGUUUCAAAGGCUUACCGUCGUAAGAGCUUGAAAUAAUUAUAUAUCUUCUUAAUAUCAAUCUGAAAUCAGUACAAAGUUUAUUUAAGACACUUGUAUAUGUUUUAUUAAGUGUAACUUCAUGCAAUCUAUUCUAGUUUGAAAAGAAUACUAUAUUUUUAUUAAAGCAGUUAGUAAAAUUAAGUAAAAAAUCAACAUAAAUAAAUAAUUUUUGUCAUAGAGAGGGUAUAGUGUAUAAUAAAUUAAAUACAAUGAUUAAAACGAUUAUUUUGCUAGAUAACUAAGGAUUUUUAGGAACUAUAGCCUCUCUUUAUGCUUAAAAAUACUAAUAAAACAUAAUUAAAUUGAAAAACUGCCUAUUUUUGGAGGUUUGAGGAUAACUGCAAUUUAACUAACUACUAUAGAGUGUACUAAAUCUACUAUAUAUCUACAAACAUGCCUAAAAAAUAAUGUUAAGUACAUCUGACUCACAACAAAUCUAAACAAAAUUAUUAUUGUCUAGUACAAAAUGAUUAGUAAGUUAUGUUUUUGGUUAAUGUUAGGUAUUUGUGCAAAAAUCAAAUUCAAAAAAACUCUUUUACUUACAUACCUAUCGAAAUUUGAAGUAACCAUCAUGGAACUAUAUAAUUGUAGGGGUUUUUCCAAUUACAGAUUAGAGAAAAAUAAAAUACAAUAGUUUUAAGUUUUUUCUAUUUUCUCUUUUAUUAAUCAAAAUGUUACAGCUAGACUUUUUGUUAUAUAUAAAUACUUUUUUGGAUUUCAGAGUUUGUUGUGAGUAUAGAUGUAAUAAAUAAAUUAAUUUAUGUACAAGAUUAUACAAAAAAAAUGGAGUAAUAUAUAUAGUUUAAAAAUGGU
Sitophilus oryzae (rice weevil) is the source of this 3443-nucleotide messenger RNA. It is a transcript of the gene mad2, whose product is annotated as mitotic spindle assembly checkpoint protein MAD2A. Gene Ontology annotation, cellular component: kinetochore; cytoplasm; nucleoplasm. Bases 17 to 724 code for a protein of 235 amino acids. NCBI's taxonomy places the organism in Eukaryota, Metazoa, Arthropoda, Insecta, Coleoptera, Curculionidae. Gene Ontology annotation, biological process: mitotic spindle assembly checkpoint signaling. The record is from RefSeq and is a predicted model, not a curated record. The transcript is spliced from 3 exons.